UGGUUGGGAAGAAAAAAGCACUUGGCGCUUUUCUUCAGUUGUUCUUGGCGCCUUUAUACGUCAGGUGCAUUCACAAUGAAGACUAUGCUAUUAUUUGUCAACUAUUCUUGUAAUCUUUUAAAGUGCAAGGGAAUUUCUUGUUCGUUUAAAGUCAAAUUUGCAAAGUUCCGCUGUUUGCCCGCUUUGUCGCAUUUUCUACAACGUGCAAGGCAUAGAGGUAUAUACAAGUUUCAGGACUCUUUCGGAAAACAAAGAUGGCACAUGGAGCAAGUGGUGCCUUUUGUAACUUAUAAUAACUCUGCAGAGUCCAAGACAAGUACAGUGACGCAAGACGGAAAGUUGUCAGAAAGUUUGCGAUCAGAUUAUCGUAAUUGUGACUUGCGUCAUAGGGGAAGAACCGGAAUUCUGCUUAUGAAUACAGGAUCUCCGGCUUCUUUGGAUGUUUCUGAUGUUAGAGAAUAUCUCAGAAAGUUUUUAAGUGAUGGAAGAGUAGUCGACCUUCAUCCCGUUUUAAGGUUUCUAGUUCUCAAUUUGUUCAUAUUGAGAACGCGCCCAAAAGAGUCUGCAGCUGCAUAUUCAAAUAUUUGGGAUAGUGAAAGAGGUUCUCCGUUGAUUUAUCAUUGUCAGGAUAUGGCCAAGUGCUUACAAGAAAAACUGGGAGAGGAAUACUAUGAUAUUCGAGUUGCUAUGCAGUUUAGUGAUCCAUCAAUUCCUGAAGCACUUGUUCAUUUUCGUCAGAGAGGAAUAGACAGAAUUGUAUUAUUACCUCUCUUUCCUCAAUAUGCUUCUUCCUCGACAGGGUCUUGUAUAGAGAUAGCUUAUCGUGAAGCCUCGAAAAUAUAUGCGACUCCCUAUCUUCAUGUUGUUCCAGCAUUUUAUGAUCAUGACGCGUAUGUUUCUGCUUAUGCUCAAAUGAUUCGAAAACAUUUGGGAGAGAAUUUAGAAAAGUGCGACCAUUUGUUGAUCAGUUUUCAUGGUGUUCCUGAAAAGCAUUGCAUGAGAACGGAUGAGACGAGCAUUCAUUGUCUACAAUUUGAAGAAUGUUGUGGACGUAUUACUCAAGCCAAUCGCAACUGCUAUCGGGCACAAUCUUUUGAAACGGCUAGAUUAUUAUCCAAGAAACUUGGAUUAUCUGAAGGAAACUACACUGUUGCAUUCCAGAGUAGACUUGCUGCUGCUGGAAUUGAAUGGAUAAAGCCAUAUACAGACCAAGUUUUGGUUGCUUUGGGUCAGCGUGGAAUCAAACGCCUUGGAGUAGUAGUUCCAUCCUUUAUUGCCGAUUGUUUGGAGACUUUGGAAGAAAUUGGUAUUCGAGGUAAAGAAACUUUCUUAGAAGCAGGAGGAGAAGAAUUUUUUCUCGUGCCAUGUUUGAAUUCCUCGCCAGUUUGGGCUGAAGCUUUGAUCAAAAUACUAAAGGACUCGUGUCCUUGGGAGCAGCAGUUGAAGGGAUUUUCAUCUCAUUGAGAAAAUAUGCCAAGUUUUACAAUUUUUCUCUUAACGGAUAAAGAAAUAUUUUUAAUA
Galdieria sulphuraria is the source of this 1521-nucleotide messenger RNA. Its product is annotated as ferrochelatase. Gene Ontology annotation, biological process: heme biosynthetic process. Lineage: Eukaryota; Rhodophyta; Bangiophyceae; Galdieriales; Galdieriaceae. Gene Ontology annotation, molecular function: protoporphyrin ferrochelatase activity. The transcript has a single exon. Bases 76 to 1464 code for a protein of 462 amino acids. The record is from RefSeq and is a predicted model, not a curated record.